UUGUCAAUUUAGUUGACAUAAGUAUAAAAUAAUAAUAGGUAAUGAAUUUAUCCUAUACGAAGAACAUACUUUUUAUUCAUAUUUGCUCUUAUUUCAAUAUGUGUAUUUGUUCAAGAUACAUAUAAGACUCUCAGAAUGCGGACUUUUAACCUAAGGCAUGUUUUUGUAUUACAAAAACAUAACCUUUAUCGUACUUUAAAAACUAUCGUGCCUAGGGUAAGAUUUGCGCCAAGUCCAACUGGAUACUUACAUUUAGGAGGUCUAAGAACAGCUCUAUAUAAUUAUUUAUUUGCAAAAUCCCGUGGUGGGGUUUUUAUAUUACGUAUAGAGGAUACUGACCAGACUAGAAAAGUCGAGGGAUCAGUGGAUGCUUUGAUAAACGAUUUAAAAUGGGCAGGUAUAGAAUGCCACGAAGGACCGAGUCAAAGCGGAAAUUACGGUCCGUAUGUACAAAGUGAAAGAUUAAACAUUUAUCAUGACUACAUUCAAAAACUACUAGACAAUGGUUCAGCUUAUAAAUGUUUUUGCACAGAGCGACGUCUUAAUAUCCUUCGGAGAGAUGCCAUUAGAAGUCAGCGAAUACCGAAAUAUGAUAAUAGGUGUCGUAGUUUGUCUAAUAUGGAUGUUCAAGAGAAGAUCAAUGCAGGAACCCCUUACUGUAUAAGGUUUAAGCUUUCAUCGGAUUGUAUGUCAUUCGAAGAUAUGAUAUUUGGCGGUAUAGCAUAUGAUGUGUCCUUGAAUGAAGGUGAUCCAGUGAUGAUGAAAAGUGAUGGCUAUCCAACAUAUCACUUUGCAAAUGUUGUUGAUGAUUACUUAAUGGGUAUCACACAUGUAUUACGAGGUGUAGAAUGGCAAAUAUCUACAACUAAACAUUUAUUAAUUUAUAAAGCAUUUGGAUGGACACCACCGCAGUUUGGUCACCUCCCUCUUAUUGUAAAUUCUGAUGGAACUAAAUUAAGUAAACGACAGUCUGAUGUUAAAGUGGAAGAUUAUAAGGCAAAAGGUAUAUAUCCAUUGGCGUUAGUAAAUUAUAUAACACUGUCUGGUGGAGGGUUUGACCAUGUGAUCGGAGAAGGAAUAAGAUUUAAGACUUUGGAGGAACUAGCUGAAGAGUUCCAAAUAAAUAAAAUAUCGUCACACCCAAGUCGCCUCAAUCCUGAUUUACUUGAAGAAUGUAAUCGAUUGGAGUUAAAACGGCGUCUCAAAGACGAGAAGCUAACGAAGUCUCUCAUUAUAUAUCUUCAAAACUUAAUAAUGACGACAUAUACGGGAGAAAAACUAAAUGUGUCUGAAGAGCAUAUCAAAAGCGUACUGCUUUGGGCAACAGCAAGAAUAACUAGAAUAGAAGAAUUGGUCACACCGAAAUUUGCAUUCCUCUGGAUUCUACCGUCGAAUACAAAGAUGGAAGUUAAUAAGAAUCUAUUUGAGAAAUUGGUCGAUAAUUUGGAGGAUCUCGAGACAUUCGAGCAGGAUUCUAUAAAAGAUAAUUUGAAAGAGUUUUCAGCUAAAAAUGAUGUAAAGUUUCCUGCAUUGAUGAAAAUGUUAAGAUCCGUUUUGAGUGGGCUCAACGAAGGGCCGAGCGUUGCUGAAAUGAUGCAACUGUUAGGCAAAUGUCAAUCGUUGAAAAGAAUAAAAGCUGUUAUAAGAUAUUUUUGUUUUUUAUUUUGA
Messenger RNA from Nymphalis io (European peacock), 1668 nucleotides. RefSeq names its product probable glutamate--tRNA ligase, mitochondrial (gene GluRS-m). The record is from RefSeq and is a predicted model, not a curated record. Gene Ontology annotation, biological process: glutamyl-tRNA aminoacylation. Gene Ontology annotation, molecular function: ATP binding; zinc ion binding; tRNA binding. Lineage: Eukaryota; Metazoa; Arthropoda; Insecta; Lepidoptera; Nymphalidae. The coding region runs from base 136 to 1668 and encodes 510 amino acids. The transcript has 6 exons.